AUGUUCCUCAUAGCUGUGGAUGCGUUCUCGAAAUGGCCGAAAUUGAUAAUUGAAAUUGAGAUGAGGAGUACCACAAGUAAUACGACAAUUAACACCUUACGGACCUUAUUCGCACGACAGGGAAUACCUGCUGAAAUAGUGUCCGACAAUGGACCACAGUUCCGUUCGGAGGAAUUCCAUCAGUUUAUGGAGUCGAAUGCAAUCAGACAUAUAACCUCUUCUCCAUUCCACCCGCGCACAAAUGGCCAAGCUGAAAGAAUUACUCCACAAGGAACUACUAAUGAGUCACCAUCUAUUCUGUUGUAUGGCCGAAAUAUCCGUACUAGGCUUGACAUCAUGAAACCGGAUGUAGCCACUACAGUAUUGCACAAACAAUAUGGUUCUACAGCACUACGGAAAUGUGAUUCGAGAAUCUCAGAUGGGCAGAAUCUCAGAAUAGCAACUGAAGCCUACUGA
Saccostrea cuccullata (small rock oyster) is the source of this 456-nucleotide messenger RNA. RefSeq lists its product as uncharacterized. Gene Ontology annotation, molecular function: nucleic acid binding. The record is from RefSeq and is a predicted model, not a curated record. Lineage: Eukaryota; Metazoa; Mollusca; Bivalvia; Ostreida; Ostreidae. The coding region runs from base 1 to 456 and encodes 151 amino acids. Gene Ontology annotation, biological process: DNA integration. The transcript has 2 exons.